ACCAACAGCGCUGCUCUGAAGCUGGGGGAACAAAUAUGGGAAAUUAUCAGCAAAUGUGACACUUUCGGGGAGACUGAAAAAUUCUGUGUGCGUCUGUCAGGGAAAAUGAUCGUCCGUCAGAGUAUCUUUGCAUUCGGGAAUGGAUCUUGACAAAUAGGAGGCAGUAAAAGCCACACGGACCUGGAUUACGGUGACUGCUAGCUCUAGGCCCUUACCUCCCAUGGUACGGUUCGGCUCGGUUUGUGUUUGGUAGGAACCGAGACAGAAGAUGUCCAGGAUUAACACACAGCACACACACCUGAUCCCCCCUCGGAUUGUCCUGCCGGCAACGGGUGUUGGACCCGAGCAAGAUGGCGCAGACAAAACAGAUGUUCGGAGCCCCUGCCCUGCCAUUCUAUUCAACGUAAACAACAGCAACAACAAGGAGGAAGAUGAGAAGAAAAAUAAAAAGGAGAAGAAAGAAAAAAAAGAAAAAAAAGAAAAGAAAGACAAGAAAGAAAAGAAAAAGAAGAAGGAAGAGAAAGAAAAGGAAAAGCAGAAAGAGAAGGAAAAGGAAAAAGAAAAAGAAAAAGAAAAAGAGAAAGAAAAAGAAAAAAAGGAAGAGCCCAAGGAAAUCUUUGUGAUCGACCCAGCGGGCAACAUGUACUACAACUGGCUCUUGGUCAUCACCAUACCUGUGAUGUACAACUGGACCUUGAUCAUCGCCAGAGCAUGUUUUGAAGAGUUGCAGAAUGACUACUUGACCUUUUGGUUCAUCAUGGACUUUGCAUCAGACUUAUUGUAUCUGGCUGACAUGGCAUUCAGGACCAGAACAGGAUAUCUGGAGCAAGGCCUGUUGGUCAAAGAUGAGAAAAAGCUCAGAGACCGAUACAUGGACAGCCUGCAAUUCAAAUUAGAUCUGGGUUCUAUGGUACCAACUGACGUUUUCUACUUAUACUACGGACUCGAAUACCCGGAAAUCCGUCUCAACAAGUUGCUUCGAGUGAAUCGCAUGUUCGAGUUCUUCCAGAGGACAGAGACGAGGACCAACUUCCCUAACGUCUUCCGGAUCUCCAACCUCGUCAUGUACAUCGUGAUCAUCAUCCACUGGAACGCCUGUUUCUACUUCUCCUUCUCGAAGGCCAUUGGGUUCGGAGCAGACCCGUUCGUCUAUCCCAAUGUUUCUGACCCCGAGUUUGGGCGCCUGAUCAGGAAGUACGCAUACAGCAUGUACUGGUCGACCCUGACCCUGACCACCAUCGGUGAAACCCCUCCACCCGCUGAGAACUCGGAGUACUUGUUCGUGGUCAUCGAUUUCUUGAUGGGCGUGCUGAUUUUCGCUACCAUCGUCGGUAACGUCGGCUCCAUGAUCUCCAACAUGAACGCCGCCCGGGCCGACUUCCAGGCCAGGAUUGACGCCAUCAAGCAGUACAUGAGCUUCCGGAAGGUCAGCAAGGACCUCGAGAAGAGGGUCAUCAAGUGGUUCGACUACCUGUGGACCAACAAGAAGGCCCUGGACGAGAGGGAGGUGCUCAAAUUCCUCCCUGACAAGCUACGGGCCGAAGUGGCCAUCAACGUCCACCUGGACACGCUGAAGAAGGUGCGCAUCUUCGCCGACUGCGAGGCGGGCCUGCUGGUGGAGCUGGUGUUGAAGCUGCGCCCUCAGGUCUUCAGUCCGGGGGACUACAUCUGCAAGAAAGGCGACAUCGGCAGAGAGAUGUACAUCAUCAAGGAGGGGAAGCUGGCGGUGGUGGCGGACGACGGCAUCAAGCAGUUCGUGGUGCUCAGCGACGGGAGCUACUUCGGCGAGAUCAGCAUCCUGAACAUCAAGGGCAGCAAGGCGGGAAACCGCCGAACCGCCAACAUCCGCAGCCUCGGCUACUCCGACCUCUUCUGCCUCUCCAAGGACGACCUGAUGGAGGCGCUGACGGAGUACCCCGAGGCCAAGGCCAUGCUGGAGGAGAAGGGGCGGCAGAUCCUGAUGAAGGACGGGCUGCUGGACCUGGAAAUCGCCGCCCAGGGACCCGACCCCAAGGAGAUGGAGGAGAAGGUGACGAAGAUGACGGGCACCCUGGACCUCCUCCAGACGAAGUUCGCGCGGCUGCUGGCCGAGCACGACGCCCUGCAGAUGAAGCUGAAGCAGCGCGUCACCAAGCUGGAGAGGAAGAUCACCGACGCCGGAGGCGUGGUCUUCUCCGAGAUGGCGGCCCGGGAGGCAGCGACUCGCGGAACGGCGGCAGAGGAUCAGAAGACAGAGACAAAGGAGGAAGAGAAAAAGGAGGGAGAAAAGCCAGAAGAGAAAAAAGAGGGAGAGACAAAGGAGGAAGAGAAGAAGUAGUAGCCGUGCAUAGCUGAAUCUCCUGAGAACUUUUUUCUUGUGCUGCUCUUAAUGUGAGAAUGUAAAAUGUAUUCAGUACAUCAGUGUGUAAAAAAAAAUAAUGCUGUAUUUUGCAGAGUUGAAGGGUUAUUUUACAGGGACCACUGAAAAGGAAGAAGGAUGUGUACUGUGGACAGUUCAUUCACGGGACUAACAAGAGCUGUUCAAAAUAACAGAAUACGAGUGAGAAUGAAUGCAGAGAUAGCCUGAUAUUUAUCAAACAUGCUAUCUGGACGUUGAGCAUCACAACCAGUGGAAAAGAAAAAUAUUAUUUUUAUGAUGUAAAAUGUAUCACGUAUUUAUUUUUAAAUCUUCCAUAAGCAUAUGAACGCACACCAUACACUACUGUAACUUUGCCCUGAUCACUUUUUUUUCCUCACAAUAUUCACUUAUAUAUAUAUUUCUUAUUUUACUCAGCCAUUUUCCUCAUUACGCCAUCAUGUUUUCCUCAUAGCAUUUAUUUAGGUACAUCUCGUUAUUUUCCACAUGCAACACCUCAGUCCAUUUUUAUUCAACUUUCCAAAUAAAGUAAAUAAAUUAUGAAUUA
Molecule: messenger RNA, 2903 nt
Organism: Anguilla anguilla (European eel)
Lineage: Eukaryota; Metazoa; Chordata; Actinopteri; Anguilliformes; Anguillidae
Gene: cnga1b
Product: cyclic nucleotide gated channel subunit alpha 1b
Exons: 8
Coding region: 269-2317 (682 amino acids)
Biological process (GO): monoatomic cation transmembrane transport
Cellular component (GO): intracellular cyclic nucleotide activated cation channel complex; plasma membrane
Molecular function (GO): intracellularly cGMP-activated cation channel activity; protein-containing complex binding; cGMP binding
Source: RefSeq, a predicted model, not a curated record